This is a messenger RNA of Beta vulgaris subsp. vulgaris (sugar beet), 3484 nucleotides long. RefSeq names its product putative pentatricopeptide repeat-containing protein At5g37570. NCBI's taxonomy places the organism in Eukaryota, Viridiplantae, Streptophyta, Magnoliopsida, Caryophyllales, Amaranthaceae. Gene Ontology annotation, molecular function: RNA binding; protein binding. Gene Ontology annotation, biological process: RNA modification. The record is from RefSeq and is a predicted model, not a curated record. Bases 139 to 1707 code for a protein of 522 amino acids. The transcript has 6 exons.
CCUAAUUUUUCCAUUCUUAUUUUUUCCUAAGUGAAACUUUUGUUUUCAUUGAAUUAUGUUUAUGAUAAUCUUCUGAUAUACUUCAUAUUUCAAUAAUAAGGUAGAAAUAGAAUUAGUUUCGUUGAAAAAUUUACAAAGAUGAAAUUAGGAGAGGAAUUAAUUCAGUUUUUGUUGAGAAACUGUAAUUCAAUCUCUCACUUUAAACAAAUUCAUGCCCAUAUUCUACGGUUAAAUCUCCAAGAAGAUUUCUUGACUGUAAAUUUCUUCAAUGAUUCAAUCAGAGCUUUGUCUAAAACCCCAUCACUUUGUGUUGAAUCUUUGCAUUUGUACCUUGGAAUGGUCCGUUGUGAUAUCAAACCCGACAAUUAUACGUACCCUUUUCUAUUGAACUCGUGUGCUGCUUUAUCGGGUUUUAAUCAUGGAGCUGAGGUUCAUGGCCGCGUUGUGAAAACUGGGUAUUGUUCUUUCCUGGAGGUAUUUAAUGCUUUGAUUGAUAUGUAUGGGAAAUGUAGUGAAUUGGGUUGUUCGCGCAAGGCGUUUGAUGAAAUGGCUCAGAGAGAUGUAGUGUCUUAUAAUGCUCUUUUGGGAGCACAUGCUAGAGUUGGGAAAGACAUGAGGGGUGCUCGGAUGGUUUUUGAUCAAAUGCCUGUGAGGAAUCUAAUUUCUUGGAAUGCCAUGGUUGUGGGUUAUGUGAAUAGUGGUGAUUUGGAUUCGGCUCGUACUGUUUUUGAUCAUAUGUCUGAGAAGAAUGUUGUUACUUGGACGACAAUGCUAGUGGGGUAUACGAAAAAUAAGAUGAUGGAUGUGGCUAGAAUCCUUUUUGAGGCGAUGCCUCAGAAGACUUUAGUUUGUUGGACUGCUAUGAUAUCUGGGUAUGCUCAAAAUGGACGACCGAAUGAGGCAUUGUUGUAUUUUCGUAGAAUGCAAACUGCAAAUGUUAAGCCUGAUGCUUUUGCCAUGAAUGCUGUAAUCUCUGCGUUAGCACAGUUAGGGCGUCCUGAUCUGGCAAAUUGGAUCAUGACUCUAGUGGAUCAGGAAGGAAUUGUCCGGAAUGAGAAAGUCCUUACUUCCCUUGUUGACAUGCAAGCUAAAUGUGGCAACAUUGAAGAAGCAUGUAGGUUGUUUGAGGAGAUUCCUCAGCCAGAUGUAUACCCUUAUAGUGCAUUGAUUACAGGUCUUGCUUCCCAUGGGCAUGGCCUCAAAGCACUUGAGGUUUUUCACAGUAUGUUGAUGGCAAAGGUAGAACCUGAUUAUGUAACUUUUGUUGGUGUGUUUAAUGCAUGUAGCCAUGCAGGACUUGUUGAAGAUGGUUUAGCAUAUUGGGAGAGCAUGAUAAGUGAUUACAAAAUUGAGCCAGAUGCAGACCAUUAUGCAUGCAUAGUUGAUAUGCUUGGGCGUGCUGGGAGACUUGAACAAGCAUAUAAGAUGCUCCAGAGUAUGCCAAUGGGUCCUCGCCCUGGAGCUUUAGGUGCCCUGCUUGCUGCUUGUCGAACUUAUAACAAUAUUGAAAUUGCAGAACUUGUGGCUCAGGAACUGUUUAUUUUGGAACCUCAGAAUACUGGCAACUAUGUGCUGCUUUCUGGUAUCUAUGCUGCAAGAGAGCAAUGGGAUGAGGCAACACGUGUUCGGAAAGCUAUGAAUGACAAAAUCACGAGUAAACCACCUGGUUAUAGUUGGGUAGACAGGGAAAAGGUGGAGGCCCAGUGAAGAGAGCAUUUGGUGGAUGAGCUAAACUGCAAAACUGGGGUUAUCUAAACCGUAGUUACUGAUAUAUGCAUAUGUGGUGCUUUGAGUUUUUGUCUCCUCUCCAUGUAUAUGAAUAUUGGUCUUCCUCUUGAUCAUGGGGAAGGAUGUCUUGGGUAAUAAAUAGUUAGCCUUUUUCCUUGAUAACAAUUUUGGUCUUCCAAGAAGAAUCAUGUUUGGAAGAUGAAUGCAACAAACAUGCGUAGGUUUAGGUGGAGAUCAGGUAGCGCAUGAAAGGUUGGAAUUUGCAGAGAAGAGAUCUGGAGUAAUGUUGGAGUGGCAGCUAUGAAGAAUAACCAUAUGUUUCAAUGGAAGCAGCAAUAUCGACGGACAUAUCCUGAUGAAUUCUAUAAGAAAUACGAAUCUCGGGGGAAAGGUGAUUAUCAAAUAGAUUACAAACCAGGUUCACGGGUCACUGAAGCUGACAAAAGUAAUGACAAAAGGUAUUGCAAGGUGUUUCUUUUAUACUCCAAGGCAUUUUUAUGCCACUAAUUAUCUGAUGUAAGAUCCAGUCCGAUAGCCUAGCAAAACAAAUGCCUUGGGUAUAGCCUCUUUGUCAUUGCCAUGGUUAGGCUACAACAGCCGACCCCCUCCCCAUUUUGUCACGAGCAAGAGCCUCUUUGGAGGCAUUAGGGAUUUAGGGUCAUGUUUCUGUUGAUUUUUCGAAUUCUAUCGAUCCAACAAUGAUUACUCAUCUUUCUGAAGGUCAUUGCAGAGGGCACUUGAUCGGAGGCUCUUUCUUCUUCUUCAUUGGACUUCUUAUGGCUCUCCUGAUGAGAAGCCUGUUUGGCAUUUUCCAGAAAAGGUUUAUGAGAAUGAGGAGACGCCACGAAAGUGUGCGGAGUCCGCUCUAUAAUCCGUCCUAGGUGACCUUUCACACACAUUUUUUGUUGGAAAUGCACCCAUGGGCCAUAUGGCUGUACACACAGCUGACAAACCAGAUUUAUUGAAGAGAUUCCUCUUUGAAUUGCAAGUAAUUGCGACGAACAAGUUUAACAAAUCAUUAUUAGUUAGUUGAAUGUGGUUUGGGUGACCAAGAAUGAACUACUGGAGUAUUUCCCUGACCAAGCCGAGUACUUGAAGCAGAUGAUUAUUAGUUAUUUGAAUGGUGAUUACCGAAGAUAAACAAAUCAUUUGCAACCCGAUAGUCCUCAAAUACUGGAGUUUGUAUUCUGAUCACUAUGAGUAUGGAAUUCCUGCUAUAUUUUGAGGCAGCAGAGGAAUUAAGCUGGUACAAAUUUUGAAGUGCAACCAGCUUUCAGGCAUGCUGUUAAAGUCUAGAAUGAAGUUGUUACGACGAAUUUGAUUGGGAGGUCCAAUGGCAAAAAGAAGGAGAUUCAUUAGCUCGUUAUUUAAUACGAAUUGGUGAAAUCCAAUUUUUUUAGAACGAGUUGAGAACGUAGGCAUUAUUGGCGGAGAAGAAGCACUAAAUUGGGGUUUAUCAGGGCCAAUGCUACGAGCUUCGGGAAUAGAAUGGGAUCUCAUUUAUUGACAGAGGCUUGUGAAUUUUGUUAGUUGUCAGAGUUGAAUAGUUGAUGCUUCUUGUAACUUCCUAUAUAAGAAUGACAUAUCGAUCUUAUGUUUUUUGGUUCUAUGUUUUUUAUUUCAACCAUCUACAGUUCACACAUACUUUCAUCAUCUUGAAUUAUUUAUGUGUAAGGAGAACAUACUCAUGUCAUGUUGGUAUCUUGUUAGAUUCGUUUCAACUUUCAAUAUAUAUAUUUAGAUUCCAACUUUAUAA